Messenger RNA from Orcinus orca (killer whale), 4823 nucleotides. Its product is annotated as nascent polypeptide-associated complex subunit alpha, muscle-specific form-like. NCBI's taxonomy places the organism in Eukaryota, Metazoa, Chordata, Mammalia, Artiodactyla, Delphinidae. The coding region runs from base 1943 to 2524 and encodes 193 amino acids. The transcript is spliced from 2 exons. The record is from RefSeq and is a predicted model, not a curated record.
CAGCCACUGAAGGACUGAGAUUUGCCCCUUGGCAGCCUUGUGGAUGGAGGGGGCAGAGGAUGGGGAAGAGCGGUCCUGGCCUGAGCUAGGGCAGGAGGGGGCUCAGUCUGUCACCCCCCCGAGAGGACAGACGUCCCUGUGCCCUGCCACCUAGACCCCCAGCCCCCCUUCCCCGUCACCCUGGUCUGUGUCUCAGGGCCCCAGGGUCGUGUGCAUGGCGAGGAGGAGGGACAGCUGCGUGGUCUAGUGGUCUGUUACCCCCGUUGCGUCCUGUAGCUUAAUUAAUGCUGCAGUGAACUUCUUUGUUUCUCUCCCCACUCCUCCUGUGCUGAAAACAGAAGGAAAACGAAAGUAUGACUGAGCGAAUGAAUGAGGAAAUUCAGGAAGCCUAGGACCAGUGGGGUCUCCCCAGCUCUCCCCUCCCCUCCUCCCCACACCCGGUCUCCAAAGAAACCCCGGCCCCUCCCCCUGCAGCCUCCCUCUGCUCUGAACUGCCCCUCCCUCUCCACUGGGCUGUUGACACACCCUGCUCCUGCCUCUGCUCCCCUGGCAGCCAGAGGGCUCAGACCCACACCCGCCGCACUCCCCUUCCUCAGAGGAAAAGCCCACGCCAUCUGUCCCCGUACUCUCACUUCAGCCACACGUAGCCCUCUCCCACUCAGCCCCAGAACGUGCCAGGCCAGCCUUGCCCCGGGGCCUUCGCACCUGCUGUUCCCCAUGCCUGGAUGCUGUUCCCCGGGGCCCCCGUCGGCCCCUUUGCUUCCCUUGAGUCUCCUCCCUGAAGUUCAGAGACGCCUUCCCCGGCCCCCGUCUGUCAUACUCUGUCCCCUCUACCUCGUGGUUUUACGUGUUUGCUCCCGUCGCCGGGUGGAUAAACAGAUGCUGUGUCCCUCCCGCCUGUGCGUGGAGCUGAGGCCCGAGCGCGGCGGUGGCCCUGUGCCCGCGCCCUGCCCCCACGUGCGGUGUGUCUCCCUCGGCCGCGGCCAAGUUGGGGUGGUUUAGGCGAGCGUUUUGCCUCGGCGUUGGAAGGAGAGGCUGUGCUGGGACGGUGGCCUUGGUGACAGCCGCUGUCCCUGAGUGCAGGAGGGGCCUGUCACAAUAUUUGUUUAACAGGCCGGCCUGCUGAGCCAGGCUGCAAACACAGCGCUGCUAAGGGGGGCAGCCUCCUGCCGCCGGGCUCCCUCGCGGCGCUGGGGGCACGGUGCCCAGGAUCCAGCAUCUGUCUGGCUGCCCUGGGGCGGGCCGCCCGUGACCCUCGCGGCCCCCGCCUCCCCGCCCCCUUCCAGCCCAGGCCCCCUCUGCUCCAGCGCCCACAGCCGUCUGCUUGAGCCCCUGGAAAGGCUCCCCUUGACCCUGGCUCCCUAAGGCGCUGGGGUGGGCCCAGCACUCUCAGCUUCUGAAGGCCUCAGUGGGGACGUCCUGCCGCACAGGCCCCUUGGGACUCGGCCAGGCCCUGGGCCACCAGGCUGCCUGCCUCUCACCGCAGGACAAGAAGGGGAGGACCUGCUCUGGACGGGGCUUCUGUGGGCGGGGGGUGAGGGGAGGGGACAGGGAGGCGCGAGGCCAGCCAUUUGUUUAUUUGAAAGUCUCUUUCUUGUCUGUCUGCCUGUGUGUCCCUCUGUCCGGGCAUCCCUGGUGAGCCAGACCCUGUGCUGGCAUCUGGACACAGACGGGGCGCUCGGAGAAACCCAUUUCACAGGUGGGGCUGCUGAGGCCCACCGAGACCACCCAGCGCUCGCCCAGCCUGCACCCACGCUGCUCCUGUGGGGAGGGGGGCCUCCACAUCUGCACCCCCUGCUCUGCUCUGCCCCCCUGAACCCAUCCCCUGAUCGGCAGCCCCCUGGGCACGAGCGGCGGCCCCAGCGCCCCCGCCUGGCACGACUCCCCCACCUGGCACUCCUGCAGCCACAGUUUAGCACUUAGUGAUACGCUCUGCUCACCAAUGAUCCUCGACUUGCGUGGGCUCCCGGAGGGAGGCGGCGCUCUCAGCCGCCGGCACAGCCCCCGCGAGGCCGGCCUCCUGCCGCCUGGGCCGGGGCCCACGCCCGCAGCCUGGAGCCCACGGUGUCCCACUGGUGGCCACGGGCACAGGACCGAGGCAGCCCAUCCACUCCCUUUACAAGUGUUCAUCUGCCCCGCACCCCGUCCCUGCCCCCCUGCGGCCCCCGGGGAGCGGGCUGAGACCGUCUGCAGCCAGCGGCAGGCCAACCGCCCCCAGUUCUUCCUGAGCACUCUCACCCCCAAAGCCUGCAGCCAAGCCAGUGGCGGCGCCUUCCGACCCUGCCCCAGACGCACGCAGAAUCGCCCCCGCCAGCUCCACGCCGUCCCCCGAGUCCAAGCGGCCUCCCUCCCACUGGAUGACGGGGCUCCUCCUGGGACCACCCCCCCGCACCCCCAGGCCCCCAGCAGUCCAUCCUCCACCCACAGCCGGAGGAAGCACAACGUCCCUCCCAAACUCUGCUCCACACGGCGAAAGAAGCUCUACACGGAGGCCUCUUCGUCCUUGCUGCUCCCUUGCUCUUGACCUCCAUCUUCUCCUGCUUCCGCCCCAUCACCUGGACAUCUCGGCUCUGCCCUCCUCAGGCUCCCCUUUGCCUCUGAGACGAGGUCCCAGCCCACAGUCAAGGCCCUCAGUGACCCGUCUGCCCUGCCUCUCCCCGGCCACUCCAUCCCCCGCCCCUGUGGAAUCCUACACUGCUUGAAAACCAGCUAAAACCUGACAGCAGAGGGUCCCGGCAGACAGGACCUUAACCAGUGCUCAAGGUCAACACGCCUGUGUCUCAGGACCCCUGACGUGAGGUGAUGGGGUCGCCCGUCUCUGGGUCUUCUGUCUGCAAACCCACAACUCGGUGGAAUUGCGAGAAAGUGACAGACAAACGCAAGCUGAGGGACGGACGUCCUACAGAGUAACCGGGCCGCGCUCUUCCAGAGGGUCAGCAGGCCCUGAGGGACUCGUGGAGGACGAGCCCGGAGGGACCAGGAGGCCAGGUGGGGUCCUGGACGGGACCCCGGGCCAGAAGGAGGACGCGGUGGGAGACAUGGAGAAUCUUCAGUCAGCAGUGUCCACCGACCUCAUUUCUUAGCCACGAUCAACGCGCCCGGUCACGUAGCGCGUUCGGGAAGCUCCUAGCUUUGUGCCUCCUUGUUCAAACUCAAGUUAUUCCAAAAGGAAAAGUUUAGAAAUUCCAGCUGCUUAAAAAUUCGUUGCUGUGGUUCUCACUGUAGCAUAAUACGUGCUCAGUGAAAUAACUCAAAUCAGCAGAGACUCGAGGUGCCGUCGGCACCGCCUGCCCCGGGAGAAGCCCUUGCGUUUCCGCACCUGAGCAUAGAUUACUGCCAUUCCUCUGUUUCAUCACAGAUGUAAGCACGCUCUGUCCCGCCAGAGCUAAGGGUCGCGGAGAAACUGGUUUGCUGGGAACACAGAAGUGGUGGCCCUGCGGGGAGAGGCCUGGCACGGGGGGACGGCAGGGGGCAGGCAGGAAGGACUCCAAGACCCCCGGCCCCACGCCCCAGCAUUUCCAGGUCAGCAAGGGGUCCGCCAUCCAACCCGUUGCCUGAGCUGGAAUCCUAGAGCCCGCACGAGGCCUGCUCCUCCCUCGUCUGCCCCACCCGAGCCCAGGCACAGGAACCCACACCGGCUGUGUAGCUGGACCUUUAGGGUAGGUCUGAUGGUGACAAAUUCUUUCAGUUUUCUUUCUUCUGAGAAUGUCUUGAUUUCUUUUUCAUUCCUGAAGGAUAUUUUCACUGGAUAUAAGAUUCCGGGUUGACAUUUCUUUCAGCACUUGAAGAAUGUCUGCCAUUUCCUUUUGGUCUCCAUGGUUUCUGAUGAGAAAUCUGCUUUCAAUCACAUUGUUUUCCCCUUAUUCUUAAGAUGUCAUUUCUCUUACUGCUUUUGAGAUUUUUUCUUUGUCUUUAGUUUUCAGAAGUUGCAAUAUGCUACGUCUCAGCAUAGAUUUCAUUUGGUUUAUCCUUUUUGGGGUUUUCUCAGCUUCCUGAAUCUGUAGAUUCAUGUCUUUUGCCAAAUUUGAGAAUUUUUAAGCCAGUGUUUCUUUAAAAACUUUUCCAGUCCCACCCUCAUCUUUUUUUUCUUCCUGAGAUUCUGGAUCACACAAAUGCUAGAUUUUUUUUUUUUUUAAUAGUUUCUUAGGUCCUUUAGGUUCUGCUCAUUUUUAAAGUCUGUUUUAAAGUCUGUUGUUCAGAUCGAGUCAUUUUUAUUGUUUUAUCUUUAAGUUCACUGAUUUAUUCCUCUGUCCCCUCCCCUUUGAUGUUGAGCCCACCUGUUGAGUUUUAAAUUUUGAUUAUUGCAUUUUUAGUUCUAAAAUUUCCACUUGAAAAAUAAAUAAAUAAAUAAAUAAAUAAAUAAAUAAAUUUUCCAUUUGGCUCUUCCUGACAUAUUCUAUUUCCUUGCUGAGACUUUCUAUUAUUUCAUUUGUUCCAACUGUGUUCAUUGUUGAAGGAGUUUCAUAAUGGCUGCUUUAAAACCUUUGGUAGGGACUUCCCUGAUGGUGCAGUGGUUAAGAAUCCGCCUGCCAAUGCAGGGGACACGGGUUUGAUCCUGGGUCCAGGAAGAUCCCACAUGCUGUGGAGCAACUAAGCCCGUGCGCCACAACUACUGAGCCUGCACUCUAGCGCCUGUGAGCCACAACUACUGAGCCCAUGUGCCACGACUACUGAAGCCCAUGUGCCUAGAGCCCAUGCUCUGCAACAAGAGAAGCCACCGCAAUGAGAAGCCCGCGCAGCACAACAAAGAGUAGCCCCCGCUUGCCACAACUAGAGAAAGCCCGCGUGCAGCAACAAAGACCCAACACAGCCAUAAAUAAAUA